This is a messenger RNA of Acanthochromis polyacanthus (spiny chromis), 2036 nucleotides long. RefSeq names its product family with sequence similarity 210 member Ab (gene mims1b). NCBI's taxonomy places the organism in Eukaryota, Metazoa, Chordata, Actinopteri, Pomacentridae. Gene Ontology annotation, cellular component: mitochondrion. The transcript has 4 exons. The coding region runs from base 205 to 1056 and encodes 283 amino acids. The record is from RefSeq and is a predicted model, not a curated record.
GCGCCAUGAGGGUUACAUGCUGGUCACCACGCAGUCCAUUGCUGCAGCGAUAAAUGUGGUCCUUGAACGACACUUAGCUCAGGAACACUCGCAUGGACCUCGAUACUGAGGAGUACUGCUUCUUCCUGAUCUCUACACGUAGCUUACAGAUCUGUGGUUGAACAUCACAGCAGCCCAAAGGAGGAGGGGGAGGAGACCAGGAGGAUGAUAAUGCAGCGCAUCCUGACUCAUGGGACACUGCGGCGGGUGGCGGCGAUGCGUCCGCUGCUGCUGGGUGUCGCCAUCCCUGAGGCUCCUGUAGCAUUUUGUUGCUGCACCCUCCGCCUGUCACCAUCGCCACCUGCAGGCCAACGCUGGCUCUUGACCUCAGCCUCCAGCAGAGCAGCCCAUCAACCGAAACACCAGUCAGCCCAGGAUGAACAGCAAUCCAUCUCCACACCUCCAACAAAGGACGUCCAGAAAGAGGAAGCUGAGCCUGAUCUUGCAGAGGUGGACCCUUUGCAGGAUAAGUCCAUUGGCCUGUUUCAGAGGUUUAAGAAGACCUUCAAACAGUACGGGAAGGUGUUGAUCCCGGUGCAUCUGGUGACAUCCUCCGUCUGGUUUGGAACCUUCUAUUACGCUGCUAUGAAAGGUGUGAAUGUAGUGCCAUUCCUGGAGAUGAUUGGUCUGCCAGAGUCACUAGUUGGCCUUCUGAGAGACUCGUCAAGUGCCUACGCACUGACUGCGUACGCCAUGUACAAGAUUGCUACCCCUGCCAGAUACACGGUCACUCUGGGAGGCACCUCACUCUCUGUUCAGUAUCUUCGCAAGCAUGGCUACCUGUCUACACCACCACCAGUCAAAGAAUAUAUCCAGGACAAAAUGGAAGAGACCAAGGAGAAACUGACAGAGAAGAUGGAGGAGACAAAAGAGAGAUUCUCAGAGAAAAUGGAAGAAACAAAAGGACUCUUUUCUGAGAAAAUGGAAGAGACUAAGGACAAGCUUUCUGAGAAACUGCAGGAAACCAAAGACAGAGUCUCUGAGGGGAAAGCAUUUUUUAGAAAGAAAGGUGAUUAGUGAUCACAUUUACGGGUGGCGCCUUUGAAUAAAUGGUCCUAAAUUGAUCUCCACAAGUCAGCAGUGAAUAGGGGACAAGUAACAGAUGGUAUUUCUGAGACUGUUCGGAAACAGGAGAAAUGUUGCACUAUCCCAGUCCUGAAAUUUUGCCUCGCACAUCUCAGUUAUCACCUGGUGUCUCUGUAAGUGUCAAAUUCAGUCCCUAAUUGUCUGAACCCUUCCACAAUGCACUCUAAAUGUAGAUGAGACAGCAGCUUAGUAGACUGCUGGCAAUGCUACAUUCUGGCUCUGUCAUCCCAGACUGGAUUUACACAGGCUCAAGCAAUCUGGACUUUAACUCUUGGUUGGCUGUAAGUCAGGUGUUUAAAGAAAAUCACUAUUCUUGUUUCUGUUGUCACAUACACGAGGGAAAAAAUGGGUCUAGGUUUCAAGAUAAUAAAAAAAUGUGCCUGUGUAAAACAGCCUCUGGUUACAACUAUGGGAGAGAGAGUAGUGUUAAUUCUUCUGCUUGUUAGGAAAUAAAACUUGAAGCUCAUGGUUACAUGUGUGUACUAGUCCAUCAAAGCCUUUCUCAAGGCUGAACGUAUCACCUUGUGUCUUUUCUAAUGUAAUGAGAAAGAAAUUUAAGUUUUUCUAAUGUAUUUUUAUCUGAUAGCCAAAGCUAAUAUGACAUGAUUUCUGUGUCUGUACCAUUUAAUGUAUCGACCUAAAGUUAUGCAUAAAAUAAGUCAGAUGAUCAUUAGAAAGCUGGUGUCAGGGCAGAAAUAGUGCACAGUGGGUGUCGGUGUACAUGUGCUGAUCUGACAACCCAACAUGCAAUGGGUGCCGUUUGUAUGAAGAGUAUUCAAGCCGUGUGAUACAUUGAUGGUGCGCCAGAGGAAAUGUCUUGGUUACUUUGCUAAAUAGACAAAUGUUCUUAUGAGAAAUUCACACAGACAUCUGAUGGAAACCACAAACGAAUAAAAGUGAAAUGCGAAUCA